Coregonus sp. 'balchen' is the source of this 3403-nucleotide messenger RNA. The record is from the annotation of a GenBank genome assembly. NCBI's taxonomy places the organism in Eukaryota, Metazoa, Chordata, Actinopteri, Salmoniformes, Salmonidae.
AUGAAGUGAGUUUACGGAAUAAUAUCUAUUGCCAUCAAAUGUUUAAAUUAACACUUUUACCAAUAAAAAUGUACUAUUAAAAACAAAUACACGUUGAUCUUCUAUUCAUGAUUUAUCUUAAUCCGCUACAGGGUCGAGCUGUGCAGUUUCAGCGGGUACAAAAUAUACCCCGGCCAUGGCGUCCGAUACGCCAGGAUAGACGGAAAGGUACGGGGAUAUGGCAACUCUAACUUCCUCUAAUGCCAUUUAGUAGUGUUUGGUUUCUCACGGUUGAUCGCAAUUAGCCGUGGCCGACAUUGUGUUGAAAUUGUUACAGUAGAACUGUUCAUGGAGUGUUUGUACUCUGUUCUUGGCCUGUCCCGUGGACACUGACUAUGCUAUGUUUUCAGCUAGCUAGCUAACGUUAGCGUGCAAAUCCGGCGUUAUCCACGUCAGGUAUAACGUUACAACUAGCUAGACAUGUACAUGUCAACGUUGCAAAAUAUGCUUCACCUCACUAAUGUGUAGUUUAACACCACCAGGUUUUCCAGUUCCUGAAUGCAAAGUGUGAAUCAGCCUUCCUGGCCAAGAGGAACCCCAGACAGAUCAACUGGACUGUGCUCUACAGGCGCAAACACAAGAAGGGCCAGUCUGUAAGUACCUGGCUCGUUAUUGUCAAUCAUUUCCCCCCCAAGCGCAUAGAAGCAGUGGCUAGUGUGGUUACCUUUUGAAUCACAAUUAUACAACCUUAGUUCUGACAUGGUGUGCCUUUGUUUUUGGCUGAGGGUGUGACGGUGUGCGUGGUUGCAAUCUGCGUUAUGUACUGUCGCCAGGCUGUGUUUUACAGCUUUUCGGCAGUGCUCACUCCACACACCUGCGGCCAUAGAGCCACUGGAGAUCAUAGUACUGGCUCUGUGAAGUCUCUGACUCCUUACCACUGGUCAGCCUCCAUACUCUCCUACAAACCUUAUAUGUGAGAAAGAUGUUAGGGGUUUGCAGUAAUGUGAAUACAUCUGUGUGAUUGUUACUGUUCAUUUUGCACAAAACGGUACUGUCAAGGAACAUUCUUAUAGGACUGGUUAAUCUACACGAGUGACACUUACAUUUCUGUGUUUUCUCCUAUGUUGUGCCUAUUGAUAUCUUAACACUCAUCAACACUACCAAAUUGCCCAUACCUGAUCCUGAAUGUGGCCAUGAUGUUGCUGACUGCAUGUUGUCCAUUUCCUGUGCUAACAGGAAGAGGUGACGAAGAAGCGCACACGCCGUGCCGUGAAGUUCCAGAGGGCCAUCACCGGCGCCUCCCUGGCUGAGAUCAUGGCCAAGAGGAACCAGAAGCCCGAGGUCCGCAAGGCCCAGCGUGAGCAGGCUAUCAGGUAAGGGCCCGACUCAACCCCACCAGAACCAUGCUUGACCAGAAACUUUGCUUUAGAUGUAAAAUGGCAGUGGCUGGCAUGUUGGUGCCAAAUAAGUGAACUGUGUACUGCUGUGGGGCAUUGUUAUUGUGUAGUGUUAAACAAAUACGUUUCUGUCAAAGUUCUACAUGUGAAGCACAUGUAGCUGUUCACCCUGUGAUGCUGUUUAAGAUGGAAAGGUGAAUUGUCAGUCUUGGGUUUUAUUCACGAAUAAAAUGGAUCAUUAGUCUUUUUCACUCAUCACUUGAGGUGUUAUUUCUGCAGUCUGGACUCCUGUGUCUUGUUGUUUUGCAUGUGUGGAAUGGGCCUAAUUUAUAUAGUUCUUGUCUCCAGAGCUGCCAAGGAGGCCAAGAAGGCAAAGCAGACAACCAAGAAGCCCUCUGCCGCUGGUGCUAAGGUAAGAUUAAUAUAGCCAUGUCCAUAUAUAUAAUUUAUGACUGUGUGAAUCUGAUUGGUCAGAAGCCGGUCAGAAAGCAAGAAACCUUUAUGACCUGCGUUUAUAAAACGCAGCAAGGUUCCCCUUUUUCCAUUUAUCUGUGAAAAAUGCAGAUUUCUACAUUAAAGGGACAAUCAGCAGUUGCUACAUACAUUUCUGGAUUUAUAAUUGAAAUGUUCUCAUUGUUUCUUAAAGAAUAUCACUUAUGUCUCAUGAGCUUAGUUUAACUGUCGUUCCUAAUAAGAACACAAAAUAAUACAUUAUACUCCAAUGUUUGUAAACAAAGUAUAUGUAAAACAAUAUAUAGCCUCAACAUGGUUAACUAUAAUUGUAAUGUCAUGGAUGGUCAGUCCUUGCAUCCAUAGCUCUGUGUAUUGAGUUGCAUUUCUUCAGCCCCAUCCCUCAGCUUUUUACUGAAAUGGGCAGGGGAGUAAGCGUUGUUUCAACUGCUCAUUGCCCCUUUAAAGGUACACUCAGGCUUACGAAGUAAAAAUUGGCAGUAUUGGGUCGACUUCUGCAACAGAGCGUGUAGCAAGAUGCUGCACAUUCUUUUCAGUUGUCACGUUGCAGAAGAGGGAAGGGGAAAUGGCUCUUUAGGCACUCUCAAUUGCAUCCUCUUGCAUCGCUCUUUGCAAUAUCUUUGGUUCACAUUGCUGCUCUUGGCCACCUCGUAUUACUGAGGCUCUGCCAUAAAUGGCACCCAUGGUUUUAAUUUAUGCUUGGAAUUCUAACGGUACCAAGUAGUUUAUCAAGAGCUGUGAUGAACUGCAUAACCCUAGCACUCAGGUCCUCUCCCUCCCAUCCCGGAGGACCUGAGCCCUAGGACCAUGCCUCAGGACUACCUGGCCUGAUGACUCCUUGCUGUCCCCAGUCCACCUGGUCAUGCUGCUGCUCCAGUUUCCACUCUUCUGCCUGCGGCUAAGGAACCAUGACCUGUUCACCGGACUUGCUACCUUGUCCCAGACCUGCUGUUUUCAACUCUCUCUCUACCACACCUGCUAUUUCUACCUCUAAAUGCCCGGCUAUGAAAAGCCAAGUGACAUUUACUCCUGAUGUACUGACCUGUUGCAACCUCUACAACCACUGUGAUUAUUAUUUGACCCUGCUGGUCAUCUAUGAACGUUUGAACAUCUUGGAGAAAAAUCUGGCCUUAAUGGCCAUUUACUGUUAUAAUCUCCACCUGGCACAGCCAGAAGGGGACUGGCCACCCCUCAGAGCCUGGUUCCUCUCUAGGUUUCUGCCUUUCAAGGGUGUUUUUCUUAGCCACUGUGCUUCAUCUGCAUUGCCUGCUGUUUGAAGUUUUAGGCAGGGUUUCUGUAUAGCACUUUGUGACAUCUGCUGAUGUAAAAAGGGCUUUAUAAAUAAAAUGUGAUUGAUUUAAUUGGAUUCCAAUGGUGGUUUAGUUUGUAUUUUGUCUAAUCUAUCUGUACUUUGUCUCCCUCUGUAGGCCCCUGCCAAGGCUGCACCCAAACCCAAGGUGGCAAAGCAAAUGAAGGUCAAUGCACCUCGCGUUGGAGGAAAACGCUAACCCUUUUGGCUUCGUUGGUCAUGAAUAAACUUUCUUGGUAAACAAAAA